UUUGAAGCGCAUUCAAAUUUCGUGUCUGCGAUUCACACAAUUUUCUUCCUUGCUGCUUCCCUUUUUCAUCUCUCAAUUCGUGGUAUUCUGCUCUUGGUUUCUCUUCUUAUAGAUCUAGGGCAUUAUUUGUACGAUAACGCUCAUUUUGUUCGCAACUUUAUAGGAGUAAAUGGAGCGCUUCAGUUCCCAGUUAUACGAAAAAUACAUCAAUCUCAAGAAGAGGAAGUUCUCUGAAAUUGAAGACAGUAAUAAAAAAAGAAUAUCUGAUACGUUGCAAUAUCAAUCAGCUAUUGAACUGCUGAUUGAAGAUUUGAAAACUGAAAAUGAAAAACUGCGUGUGAAGAUAGUUUCCAUGCAGAAGCAAUACCAAGAGAGCCAGGAGCUUCUGCUUAAAGAGAGACAGAAAACAAAUGAGCUCUCCAGUGAAGUAAACAGUCUUAAAAAAACAUUAGCAAAGAAGAUUGAUAAUUUAGAAAGUGCGUCAUUGAGAUCUCCCUGCAGAAAAUCCAGCAUCAGAUUAGAGGACUCAAAUGAAUGCUUACCAAUGAAGAACAAUCUAGAUACACCAUCAGGACAGAAUUCAAUUCAAAGUGAAAAUGCUGCUAUCACUCUGCAUGAAAUUGAUAAUGAGAAUAGAUUGGUGUUUCAUGAUGAGCCUAUGAUUGUAUCUCUUCAGCCAGACUGUUGCAGAAGAACCAAGAGUAAUUAUGGAACUGGAACUGACAGAAGUUACAACCCUUGUGCAUUUCAUACUCUUGUGGAGCUCCUAGUUGGCAUGAAAAUUUAUGUGGAAUACCAAACUGAAGGACCAUGCUUUUCGGUUAUCCAUCAAAUGAGUGGUUUUAAGUUCACUCUUAGCUUGAUGAGAGACAGCGACGGACGAGACGAAAAGUUGCUUUAUCGAGUUUCUUCACUGGGAACUAUAGAGAAUGUGGCUCUCGAAUGGAUGAAAGAUGACAUGGUUUUCGGCUUGGCCAUGUGUCCUGUUUUCUUUGAUAGAGUAUCUAGAGUUGUUGGCCAUAAAUGCUAAAUUUAUUAUUAUUAUUAUUAUGAAUGUUGGCCGGAAAGAUGCUAGAAUCCUAAUGCUUUGUAAUUGAUCAGUGAGUGAUUGCUUUGUUGCACAAAAAUGUAUGGUAAAAUUUUAUACAUUGGAUAACAUGAUUUAGGCUUCAUUUCGAA
This is a messenger RNA of Dendrobium catenatum, 1179 nucleotides long. RefSeq lists its product as uncharacterized. Bases 170 to 1030 code for a protein of 286 amino acids. Gene Ontology annotation, biological process: developmental process involved in reproduction. NCBI's taxonomy places the organism in Eukaryota, Viridiplantae, Streptophyta, Magnoliopsida, Asparagales, Orchidaceae. The transcript has 8 exons. The record is from RefSeq and is a predicted model, not a curated record.